Molecule: messenger RNA, 2481 nt
Organism: Hydatigera taeniaeformis
Lineage: Eukaryota; Metazoa; Platyhelminthes; Cestoda; Cyclophyllidea; Taeniidae
Source: the annotation of a GenBank genome assembly
GCGGUAGAUCUGGAACAAUUACACGAAGCCCGAGGACCGGUAGAUACUGAGGAAGCUGAGAAAUUCUCUUUGCAUGCGGGGACUGAAACCACUGUCAACAACAACGGUGAGGCGGCCACAUAUCCGCAAUUUCUCGCUCAUGACCCGCGUUUGGCGCUGUUCGGAUUCACACCGGAGAAUUUAAGCAUGCUUCUUCUGCCCAUGCUAGUCAACCAGAAGGAGGCAUUGGGUUCCAUGGGAAACGACACUCCUCUGGCCUGUCUCUCCGAACAUGACCCUCUAAUCUAUGAGUACUUCAAGCAGCUCUUCGCACAAGUCACGAACCCUCCGAUUGAUCCACUUCGGGAGAGGAUUGUCAUGUCUCUGGCCUGUCCCAUUGGACCCGAAGCGAAUGUUCUCGAACCCAGUCCCCUGCAGGCUCACCGUCUAUGGCUUUCUCAGCCCAUUCUCUCCCUCAAUGACAUACUUCUCUUUCGGAGGCUGCAGUCUCCUUUACCGUCGUCUAAGAUGUCAACAUUGCGCACAUCACAGGUAUAUACCUGGCGUUCGCGUCUACUUGAAGCUUCUUUUACCCUCUACCCUGGUAUCCGACCGAUGGAUUUGGGUGGACUGAUGCGCGAAGCGUUGGAGGCGCUCUGUGUCGCUGCCGAAAAAGUUGUACGGGAUGAAGGAGUGAGCAUCAUCAUUAUUAGCGAUCGAAGACUGAGUAAGGACACGGUUCCGGUGCCCUCAUUACUGGCUCUCGGAGCAGUUCACCAGCACCUGCUUAAAGUAGAUCUCAGGAUGAAGGUUGGACUGGUGGUGGAGUCUGGAGAUGCUAGAGAGGUACAUCACUUCUGCACUUUGCUGAGCUUUGGCGCUGACGCCAUCUGUCCCUACAUGGUUUUUGAGACCCUUCAACGUCUUCGCAGUGAAGGAAUGCUUACUUCAAGUGGAGUGGAUGUUGAGAAAGUUAGCGACGAGGGCUUCUUCAAGAACUAUGUAAAAGCCGUCGGCUCCGGAAUUCUAAAGGUUAUGGCCAAGAUGGGGAUUUCUACACUGCAAUCGUACAAGGCGGCCCAAAUAUUUGAGGCUGUCGGUUUGGCGCAAGAAGUGGUUGAUAUGUGUUUUACUGGAACCGUUUCACGAAUCGCUGGUGCCGGAUUCGACGUCCUUGCCGAGGAGGUUUGCUCGCGUCACGCAAACGCCUUCGGGAAGCUGCACGCCAUUUACGGUGCUUCUAUCGAAUCACCGCUAGAGGUUGCGCUGGAUUCAGUGCCUGGCAAUAGUCCUUUUUCGCGAAACACUGGCCUCUAUCACUGGAGAUCGGGUGGUGAGAGACACAUGAAUGACCCCGUCACUAUCGCAAAGCUUCAGGCAGCAUCACAUAAUAACAACCGUGAGAUCUUUCGUCAAUUCUCCGAGUCGGCUGAUGAACAGGCGCGCCACUGCACUCUACGAGGCCAGUUUGAUUUUUGCUUUGCCGAAGAGCCCAUCUCAGUGGACCUGGUGGAGCCGGCCACGGAGAUUGUGAAGAAGUUUGCCACAGGGGCCAUGAGUUUGGGAUCCAUCUCUCCAGAGACGCACAGCACCCUCGCGAAGGUUAUGAACGCCAUUGGGGGUCGUUCGAACACCGGAGAGGGUGGAGAACUGCCUGAACGAUAUCUCAAUCCCUCCCUAUGUUCAUCAAUUAAACAGGUCGCUUCAGCACGCUUUGGUGUGAACAGCUCAUACCUUGCACAUGCGGAGAUGCUGCAAAUCAAGAUGGCGCAAGGGGCAAAGCCCGGUGAAGGGGGCGAGUUGCCCGGCUAUAAAGUAACCGCGGAGAUCGCGCGUCUGCGUCAUUCUGUUCCUGGAGUCGGUCUUAUUUCUCCACCCCCUCACCAUGACAUAUACUCCAUAGAAGAUCUUGCUCAACUCAUCUACGAUUUGAAAGCGGCUAAUCCAGUGGCUGUGGUCAGUGUCAAGUUGGUCUCUGAAGUCGGUGUAGGAGUGAUCGCAUCUGGAGUCGCCAAAGCUCACGCGGCUCACAUAAUAGUUUCUGGACAUGAUGGCGGAACAGGUGCCAGUUCCUGGACAGGCAUAAAGAAUGCGGGUUUGCCGUGGGAAUUGGGUAUUGCAGAGACACAUCAGGUGUUAGUUAACAAUCACACGAGAUCCAAAGUCGUCCUGCAGGCCGAUGGACAGAUUAGAACGGCCCGUGAUGUGGUGAUAGCGGCCAUCUUGGGCGCAGAUGAGUUUGCCAUGUCGACAGCACCGCUGAUCGUGUUGGGCUGCACAAUGAUGCGCAAGUGUCACCUUAACACCUGUCCUGUGGGCAUCUGCACGCAGGAUCCAGUGCUGCGCAAGAAGUUUGCUGGACUCCCUGAACACCUCAUAAACUACUUUUUCCUACUGGCUGAAGAUGUGAGACGACUUUUGGCGCAGCUUGGGUUCACACGACUCAAUGAUCUCACAGGACGCACUGAACUGCUUCGAGUAGGCAACAUCCUAAUUGGCUGA